CGACCAGUCAGACAGUCUGUCAGCGGGACCUGAGAGCUGCGCGUAGGACAGGAGGAGCUGGAUAAAGCGCACCGGCUCCGCGCAUGUAUUUGCACAUUUUUCUUUCCCUUCUUCGAUUCCGCCUCUUCUCUUAGGCUGUCGGAUGCUGGAUGCAAUCCAUCCCCGCGUCAAGAAUACACCUCUGACGGACGAACCAUGGACAGCCUAGGCAGCCGCUGUAAGAUUGUGGUUGUCGGGGACACGCAAUGUGGGAAAACGGCACUCCUGCACGUUUUUGCCAAGGACUGCUAUCCAGAGAACUACGUGCCUACAGUGUUUGAAAACUACACAGCCAGUUUUGAGAUAGACAAGCACCGGAUUGAGCUGAAUAUGUGGGACACGUCAGGUUCCUCUUAUUAUGACAAUGUUAGGCCGCUGGCGUAUCCUGAUUCUGAUGCGGUUCUCAUCUGCUUCGACAUCAGCCGCCCAGAGACUUUGGACAGUGUCAUAAAAAAGUGGCAAGGUGAGACGCAGGAAUUUUGUCCCAAUGCCAAAGUGGUGCUGGUGGGCUGUAAGCUGGACAUGAGGACAGAUGUCAGCACCCUGAGGGAACUCUCUAAGCAGCGCCUCAUCCCUGUCACCCACGAGCAGGGAAGCACGAUAGCUCGACAGAUAGGGGCGGUGGCCUACGUAGAGUGCACCUCCAAGGUUUCAGAGAACAGCGUUCGGGACGUGUUCCAUGUUACCACAGUGGCGUCGGUCCGGCAGCCAAACAAGCCUCAGCUAAAACGCAGCAGUUCCCGCAGAGGCCUGAAGCGAGUGUCACAGCUCCCGUUGCCUCCCCUGCCGGGUCGGACUGAGCAAAUGGACCAGGCCCCGGCCAUGAGGAAGGACCGGGCCAAGAGCUGUGUGCUCAUGUAGAGACCUGUUGUUAUAAAUAUAUAUAUAUAUAUAUAUAUAUAUAUAUGUAUAUACAUAAAUACAGAAAUAUAUAAACAGAGGAAGUCUAUUUAUUGUUUUUUAGUUGUGUAUUCAUUUUUUGCACUGCAGAGGAUUGAGGGGAAAAACACACACUGCGCUGUGGAAAGAAAUGCUUUAGAUUUAUUUAUUUUUUUUUGCAUUUGUGCAUAUUUUCUAAGCUUGUGUUGUUUUGAAAUGAUGGCAAAUUGGACUAACCCUCUGGAUAUGAGGAAGCUGUGAUGGUGGAUGUGCAGUCUAGUCCUGGGUAUUAAAGUGGAAUUAAUUUCCUGAAACCGCGCUAAUAAGAGGAUGGCACCCCGGCGAAGCGGCAAUGAGGAGAGUGAAAUGCGUGUGAGUAGGACCAUGUUGAAGCAGGACAUCUGGGGAUGAAGCUUGUUUUCAAAGACCUGUUGUGAACAAAAGGACUAAUUGUCUGGCUGCACUGUCUGAAGUUGCUUCCUGUUGCCAUAUAUGAGAGGAAAACCUGUAUGUACAGUAAUGCUGAAAAGGGAUUCUAGUGAUUAGAUGAAUGAUGGCUCACACUAAACCUCAGGAGCUGGAAAUGAGAUUUUGUAACACUGAAAUAUUGUGAAGGUGUGUAAGCGUUACUACCACAAGUGCAGUUUUUUAAGUCACAACACAUCUGAUUUUGUUUUUCUCAUUUAACACUAUGUUUUGUCAUCAACACCAAAUGUGUCAGUUUGAUUCUCUGAAGUCAAUGCUGUUGUCGCCGUUUUAAAGAUGUUUCUUUGUGGAAAAUAAAGUGGUAACACGUUAGGGUUAUUUUGUUGUACUUUCACUAAAGUCUAAAAUUAAACAACAGCUGACUAAAUAGGGAAAGGACGA
Molecule: messenger RNA, 1785 nt
Organism: Micropterus salmoides (largemouth bass)
Lineage: Eukaryota; Metazoa; Chordata; Actinopteri; Centrarchiformes; Centrarchidae
Gene: rnd2
Product: Rho family GTPase 2
Exons: 5
Coding region: 196-900 (234 amino acids)
Biological process (GO): small GTPase-mediated signal transduction
Molecular function (GO): GTPase activity; GTP binding
Source: RefSeq, a predicted model, not a curated record